This is a messenger RNA of Hibiscus syriacus, 894 nucleotides long. RefSeq names its product probable transcription factor KAN4. Gene Ontology annotation, biological process: abaxial cell fate specification; regulation of DNA-templated transcription. The record is from RefSeq and is a predicted model, not a curated record. Gene Ontology annotation, cellular component: nucleus. The transcript has 7 exons. Gene Ontology annotation, molecular function: transcription cis-regulatory region binding. The coding region runs from base 1 to 894 and encodes 297 amino acids. Lineage: Eukaryota; Viridiplantae; Streptophyta; Magnoliopsida; Malvales; Malvaceae.
AUGGCGGUGGGUGAAGAACCAACUGAGUACAACCGUUCAAAAGCUAUCAUGAGGACAACACCUUUACCUGAUUUAUCCCUGCAGAUUAGCCCACCUUCCGUUUCGGAUUGUAAGGAUCAAGGAUUGGCCUACGGUGGGCUAUCAACAAAAUCCAUCAGUAGUGAUAGAAGCUCGACCACUGAUUCUUCUACUUGCAGUGGAAUCAACCUCAUCCAUGAGAAUCCAGGUCCAACUUUGAGCUUAGGGUCCGAGACAGCAGCUUUGGGUCUUAAUCAGCAGCAGCAUCAAUAUCAACCUCAAUUCAAUGGUCGUGAUUUCAAGAGAAAUGCAAGGGUGAUCAAUGGAGUAUUGAGAAGAAGAAUCAGAGCUCCAAGAAUGAGAUGGACCACCGCCCUCCAUGCUCACUUUAUUCAUGCAGUCCAGCUUCUCGGAGGCCAUCAAAGAGCAACACCGAAGUCUGUCUUAGAGUUAAUGAAUGUCAAGGAUCUAAGCCUAGCUCACGUUAAGAGUCACUUGCAGAUGUAUAGAACAGUGAAGAGCACUGACAAGGGACCAGACACGGGACUGAUCCAACGGACAGAGAGUGUUGAUUUGCAUGAAAGACUAUCAUCAGAAACGACACUGCAGAGGACCCAAAGCAAUUCAUGGCUAUCCUGGAUGGAGUCGAAUAAAUUGAGCAAAUCAAGCAAUGGAAAUGGCUUGACAUUUAAGUUAAUUGAUGCCAAGGUGGACGUAGCAGGCAAGGCAGAGCUUGAAGUGUCGGAUAGACCGAAGGGAAGAUUAGAUUCAGACAUCUUAGUUAACCUAGAAUUCACCCUCGGAAGGCCAAACUGGCACUUAGACUAUGCUGAAUCUUCAAAUGACUUAAAUCUUCUCAAGUGUUGGACCCCAUAA